Anopheles coustani is the source of this 885-nucleotide messenger RNA. Its product is annotated as gremlin-1-like. Gene Ontology annotation, molecular function: BMP binding; receptor ligand activity. The record is from RefSeq and is a predicted model, not a curated record. The transcript has a single exon. Gene Ontology annotation, biological process: animal organ morphogenesis. Bases 1 to 885 code for a protein of 294 amino acids. Lineage: Eukaryota; Metazoa; Arthropoda; Insecta; Diptera; Culicidae.
AUGAAUCUAACGAUGAAGCUGCUGACAGUGCUGUCGCUGCUGCUGGUCCACUCCUCCGGGCACCGGAUACAGCUGUCCGACUCAAUUCUGGACAUCAUCAACACGCGGCACGUGGAGCAAAUAUUGGCCGAACGGCGGGCGAACGCAUCGCGCGAGGCGAACGAGAAGCGAUACCUGGUGCAGAACGACCUGGACGAGGACGUGACCGAGGAUGGAGCCGACCUCUACCAGACGCCCGAGGUGGCGAUCGACUUCGAUUUCAACGGCCGACGCCAGGGUGGCCAUAAUGGAGGUCGCAAUCACGCGCACCACCAGCAAGCGCCGUCCUACCCACCGGCGUCCUACAACGGGUCCGAGGAUGCCGGAGGGCCUUAUCGUGCGGCGGCCCCCGGAGGGCCAGAGCUGCUCGCCGACCUGAACGCGUACCGUGGCGAUAAGCUGCUGAAGUCGAGCAAGAACGCGCUGCUGGUGACGCGCAAGGAGUAUCUGAAGAAGGACUGGUGCAAAACGGAACCGCUGGUGCAGCGGAUCCGCGAGGAGGGCUGCCUCAGCCGGACUAUCGUCAACCGGUUCUGCUACGGCCAGUGCAACUCGUUCUACAUCCCCAAGUCGCCGAAACGGAGCCGGCGCGGGAACCACCAUCGCAAGGCGGCCAUGACCACCACCACGGCCAGCUAUGCAGCCUCCGGUCGGGGUACCGGAGACAUCGACUUCGAGGACGAGGACCUGACCGGGCCGGCGUUCCGUUCAUGCGCGUUCUGCAAGCCGAAGAAGUUCACCUGGGUCACGGUGACUCUGCGCUGUCCAUCGCUCGUCCCUUCGCUACGGCGGAAGCGCAUCCAGCGUAUCAAACAGUGCAAGUGCAUCGCCGAACCGCUACACUAG